AUGAUGAUGAUGAAAUCGUCUUGCAAGUUAGAUUACGAUCAUGUAUUUGGCAAAGAAGAUAAAUCAUUCUCAUUUCUUAACCACUCAUCACUCUUCUCGCAUCAAAGCGAGUUAUCAAAUCCUUUCUUUGAAUUGGAAAAGGAGAUUAUUCCUUAUUCUGGCAACUAUGAUAAUUAUCUUCCUUCUGCCUCAAGUUUUUUGCCUUUACCUGAUCUUGAACCCAUCUCCAUCGUCUCUCAUGAAGAUUUACUAAUUGGGUCAGGUUCUGUUUCAUGGCCUGAAGGAGAGUUGAUGUUCGAUGAACGUAGAAGAAAAGAUUUUGAUUUGGUGAAAAAGACUGAAACAACUACCAUCAAGAGGAAAUGUAGAAAAGAUUGUGCUUCUAGUUGUUCUGUUGCAAAGACAUUGUCGAAGGAAACCAUUGCAUUGUACUUUAACAUGCCGAUAACUCUAGCUGCUAAAGAGCUUAACAUUGGUCUAACUCUUUUGAAGAAGAGAUGCCGCGAAUUGAGUAUUCAACGUUGGCCUCAUCGUAAGCUCAAGAGCCUACAAGAACUCACCAAUAGUAUCAAGGAGAAGAAAAAGAUUGAGGAGUUUCCAGAAUUGGAGUUUGAUGAUAGGAUAAAGAGAUUAAGACAAGCUUAUUUCAAGGCUAAGCAUAAGAUGAAGAGAAGAACAUGUGUAAUGUCUAAGUUGAUCACAUCAUCGUCUUCGUAUGUUUCGGGUUUGAGUGAUGAUGAUAGGUACUCGAUGGUCGUGCAUGAAGAGGUAAGAGAAGAAGAUGAUGAAGAGGACUCUAAUUACAACAGGCCCUUGGCUCGUUAA
Messenger RNA from Arabis nemorensis, 825 nucleotides. NCBI's taxonomy places the organism in Eukaryota, Viridiplantae, Streptophyta, Magnoliopsida, Brassicales, Brassicaceae. The record is from the annotation of a GenBank genome assembly.